CUCGAGUAAAGCUAGGUUUGCCAAACCAAAGAGCCGAACCCGGCCUUUAGGGAAAAAAGAAAGAAAGAAAAAAAAAAAACCCUUCUUUCCCCUCCUUCUCUCUUCCAUAGAGAUUUUUCUCCAAAGAGAAAAAAUGGCGGCAGCUUCAAGAAAAUCAAGAAGUGCAGUAAUUGGAUCCCUUUCCUCCACCCCUAGGUUCUGCAACUCUCACUUUCACUCUUACUCUCCAUCAUCUUCAUCUUAUUCCUCAGCUUUCGCCUCUUCCACCUCCAGCUUCACUUCUCGCUCCUCCACCUUCUUUCACCGCUCUUCCUCUCCGACACGUGUCAACCUCUGCGGUUCCUCCGCUCCCUCCGUCCGCUUCUCCCUCGACCGCUCCGUCUCUCCGAACCGGUCCAUCUCUGUGGCGCCUCGAACCGGCGUGUCGAGGCAGAGCGGUGGUCCGCACCACCACCAGCAGAAGCGGACCUGCAUGUGCUCGCCUACGACGCAUCCUGGCUCGUUCCGCUGCAGCCUCCACAAGAAGAGCCACGCGCCGGCGCCGGCGCCGUACUCGCCGCACCGCCUCAACGCGCGCAGAUCCGCGAUGACGAACUCGCUCGUGAGAAUUCGCGGCGUCGAGGGAGAUCUCGUGAAGCGAGCUCUCGCCGCGUUGAUUCGACCUUCCUCGCACCAGCAGAGAAGGCGAGGGGACUUUCACCCGAGGCCUAGCAGGCUCUCCGUUAUGUCCAAGGCAGAGGACCUUUGAUUUGAGAUCUAACGGAUGCGCGGACGGUUUCGAAAUCCAAGCGAAAACUGAUUGGAAUAUAUUUUUGGUGGCAAGUGGGGGAGGCAACACGGGACAUGAUAUGGUAUAACGGGAUUGUUGGGUCCAAGAACAGGAUAAAGUUUUAAAAUAAAAAUAUUUUUAUUGAAAGAUGAAAGAAAAAAAAAUUCCGCAUCAUGAUUUUUUUAAAAAAUAUAUAUAUAAUUUAAACAUUAAAUACUAAUUUCUCUUAAUUUCUUAAUCACUAAUUAGUGACAGCGUAUCAUCGAUAGUAUAAUGGUUCACUAUUAUUGCUGAUGGAGUCACUGGUUACUACGAUAGAGACCCCCAAGCAGAAGCUGUAUCCCAUUCCAUGCCAGAGGCUGGAUGAAAUUUGAAAUGAUGAAAGGCUGUGGCGUGAUUAUUUAUUUGUGGAAUGAGAAUGAGGAUAGAAAAUGACUUCACCCUCAAAA
Glycine soja is the source of this 1218-nucleotide messenger RNA. RefSeq lists its product as uncharacterized. NCBI's taxonomy places the organism in Eukaryota, Viridiplantae, Streptophyta, Magnoliopsida, Fabales, Fabaceae. The record is from RefSeq and is a predicted model, not a curated record. The transcript is spliced from 2 exons. Bases 134 to 748 code for a protein of 204 amino acids.